GAGCUGGGCCAGGUCCGGGGCGGGGCUUUGGCGUGGGCGGGGCUUCCUCGAGUUCCGGAGUCGAGUCGCUUCCCUUGGCCGGAGCGGAGAUGCAGCCGCCGCCCCGAAAAGUGAAGCCGGCCCAGGAGGUGAAGCUUCGCUUCUUGGAGCAGCUGAACAUCCUUCAGACCCGGCAGCAGAGGGAGGCGGAUCUGCUGGAGGACAUCAGGUCCUACAGCAAGCAGAGGGCAGCCAUUGAACGAGAAUAUGGACAGGCACUUCAGAAACUGGCAGGGCCAUUCCUGAAGAGAGAAGGGCACCGGAGUGGAGAGAUGGACAGCAGACCUUCUCUGGGGAGAGGCAGGAUGGUGUUUGGUGCCUGGCGCUGCCUGCUGGAUGCCACCGUGGCUGGGGGCCAAGCCCGGCUCCAGGCGUCUGACCGAUACCGUGACCUGGCAGGGGGCACAGGGCGGAGUGCCAAGGAGCAGGUGCUCAGGAAGGGAGCAGAGAACCUCCAGAGGGCGCAAGCAGAGGUGCUGCAGUCAGUCCGGGAGCUGAGCCGAAGUCGGAAGCUGUAUGGGCAGCGGGAACGUGUGUGGGCCUUGGCACAGGAGAAGGCGGCUGAUGUCCAGGCUAGACUGAACCGAAGUGACCACGGGCUCUUCCACACUCGGGCCAGUCUCCAGAAACUCAGCACCAAGCUCUCUGCCCAGUCAGCCCAGUACUCCCAGCAGCUGAGAGCAGCCCGCAAUGAGUACCUGCUCAACUUGGUGGCCACCAAUGCCCACCUUGACCACUACUACCAGGAGGAGUUGCCAGCCCUGCUCAAGGCCCUGGUCAGUGAGCUGUUGGAACACUUGAGGGACCCCUUGACCUUGCUAAGCCGCACUGAGCUGGAAGCUGCAGAGAUGGCCCUGGAGCAUGCCCGCCGUGGAGGGCAGGCAACCUCCCAGGUAAGCUGGGAGGAAGAUCUGAAGCUCUUUCUUCAGGAACCUGGAGUAUUUUCCCCCACACCACCUCAAGAGUUUCAGCCUGCAGGGACUGAUCAGGUUUGCACCCUGGAGCUGGAGGGGGAUGCAGGAGGCAUGGCGGGGGACCGUAGCCUGGAGAAAGAGGUUCAGCGCUGGACGAGCCGAGCUGCCCGAGACUACAAGAUCCAGAACCAUGGGCAUCGGGUGCUGCAGCGGCUGGAGCAGAGGCGACAGCAGGCCCCAGGGCGGGAGGCGCCAGGUCUAGAACAGCGGCUGCAGGAAGUGAGGGAGAGCAUCCGGCGGGCACAGGUGAGCCAGGUGAAGGGGGCUGCCCGGCUGGCCCUGCUCCAAGGAGCUGGCCUGGAUGUGCAGCGCUGGCUGAAGCCAGCCAUGACCCAGGCACAGGAUGAGGUAGAGCAGGAGCGACGGCUCAGUGAGGCCCGGCUAUCCCAGAGGGACCUCUCUCCCACGGCUGAGGAUGCUGAGCUCUCUGACUUUGAGGAAUGUGAGGAGACAGGGGAGCUCUUUGAGGAGCCUGCCCCUGUAGCCUUGGCCACCAGGCCCCUCCCCUGCCCAGCACAUGUGGUGUUCAGCUAUCAGGCAGGGCAUGAGGAUGAGCUGACCAUCACAGAGGGCGAGUGGCUGGAGGUCAUAGAAGAGGGAGAUGCUGAUGAAUGGGUCAAGGCUCGAAACCAGCACGGGGAGGUAGGCUUUGUCCCUGAGCGGUAUCUCAACUUCCCGGACCUCUCCUUCCCUGAGAGUGGCCACGACAGUGACAAUCCCUCAGGGGUAGAGCCCACAGCCUUCCUGGCCCGUGCCCUAUACAGCUACACAGGACAGAGUGCGGAGGAGCUGAGCUUUCCAGAGGGGGCGCUUAUCCGCCUGCUGCCCCGGGCCCAGGAUGGAGUGGAUGAUGGCUUCUGGAGAGGAGAAUUCGGGGGCCAUGUGGGGGUUUUCCCCUCCCUGUUAGUGGAGGAGCUGCUUGGCCCCCCAGAACCCCCUGAACUCUCAGACCCUGAACAGAUGCUGCCAUCCCCUUCUCCUCCUAGCUUCUCACCUCCUGUGCCCACCUCUGCCUUGGAGGGAGCCCCUGCAUCUGCGCUGCCUGUGGACCAAGAUCUGGACUGCCCUGGACCCCUGGACAUGAUGGUACCUCGACUCAGGCCGAUGCGUCCACCACCUCCCCCACCAGCUAAAGCCCCAGAUCCUGGCCACCCAGAUUCUCUCACCUGAAGCCAGGGGGAUUGCUGUCCCCCAGUGAUGCUGCUGUCCCUAUACCCAAGAUGUCAGAGAACACCCCCUCUAUGAUCUGGAGUAAUAACACAGCCAAAAGCUGGAGUUUCCCCCAUUUCCACUCUUACCUCCAGGGGUAGAAACUUUCCCUCUCCCCAUUUCCAGAGCUGGAACUCACUCCUCUCCCCCCAUCACACUUCUGCUAUCUCUAAGGCUGGAACUAUCCCUCUAUCUUCUGCCACCACCCCAUCUCUAGGGUGGUAAAAUGGAUUGUGAAAUCUCUGGGGCUGGAACCCAUCUUCCAAAGUCUUGAGUGGCUCCAGCCCAUCUGUGUCUCCACCCUGACUCUGUGACGCAGUCCACUGGGUCUGUGACCCAUGGCCACUGGGGUUGGGGGCUGGGACAGGAGCAGGCCUGUCAAAAGGAGCUGGAGCCAGUAUGCAACACAGCUGUAAUGGUCUGAGCGGAUUUAUUGACAGUGAAUAAAGGGCACUAAGCCCAAGCCAGGGCCUGGACCUCUUUUGCCAAGAGGGCAGGGGGCCUAAGGUGCUAUUGCUUUAGGGGCCCACCAAGGGCAGGGGCCUGCUCCCAGCUGCCACGCUCUAGCAAAUGGAGCGAGGUAAUGGGGAAGGGGUCAGGCAGCCUGUUGGCAGGCAGGGGAUGUGAAAGAGACUGAGGGAUGGGGUUGAGACUUCUCCCGAGGUCCCCCAGCCUGAGGCCAUGCAACUCCAGAUGGAAGUAGAGCUGGUUCCUCAGGUGGGGGGCAGUGCUGUCCAGUGGGGAGGAGGGCCUUCAUGCCCACCCACCCCCUGGCCCUGCCAGCUGGUAGUCCAUCAGCACACUGAAGAAGGAGGCUUGGAGGAGAGGAAGGGUAACAGUGUUGCUUUCUAUUUAGGAUGUGUCUCAGCUUUUCCCCUGGGGGCUGCAGGACCUUCCCUGUCUGCUGGAGCACAUGCCCGCUCCCCACCACUAAACCAAAGAAUUUGUAGCAAAGGCCAUCCUGGGGAGUACAGUGAGCUAAUGGGCUUAGGUGGUGUAAGUAGGGGGUGGGAAGAUGAGAUUAUCUGAUUUGGGGCCCAGGCAGACUCACCUCACACACCCCCUGCUCCCCGUGGUGGGGACACCUGUGAGAGAGAAGU
Mustela erminea (ermine) is the source of this 3322-nucleotide messenger RNA. It is a transcript of the gene FCHSD1, whose product is annotated as FCH and double SH3 domains 1. Bases 90 to 2183 code for a protein of 697 amino acids. NCBI's taxonomy places the organism in Eukaryota, Metazoa, Chordata, Mammalia, Carnivora, Mustelidae. The record is from RefSeq and is a predicted model, not a curated record. Gene Ontology annotation, cellular component: recycling endosome; neuromuscular junction. Gene Ontology annotation, molecular function: protein binding. The transcript has 20 exons. Gene Ontology annotation, biological process: regulation of actin filament polymerization; neuromuscular synaptic transmission.